ACCAGGAGAUGUGGGCGCUAAUGCAAGGGAUAGGACAAGUCCAGAAGAUGGAGUCCAUCAGAAGGAAUCCAAGCUGGAGUUAUUUGGUUUCGAUUCUCUUGUGAAUAUUCUUGGUUUGAAGAGUAUGACAGGAGAGCAGAUUCCGACACCUUCUAGCCCUAGAGAUGGGGAGGAUAUCUCCAUCACGCAAGGGCACCCGAAGCCUCUCAAGAUGGGCACAAUGAUGGGAGUUUUCGUUCCCUGCUUGCAAAACAUAUUAGGAAUUAUAUACUAUAUCCGUUUCACAUGGAUUGUUGGUAUGGCUGGUAUCGGACAAGGUCUGAUAUUGGUAUUGCUCUGUGGCUUAUGUACAUUCUUGACGACGAUAUCUCUGAGUGCUAUUGCAACAAAUGGCGCAAUGAAGGGUGGAGGACCAUAUUACCUCAUUGGUCGCGCUCUUGGUCCAGAAGUUGGGAUUAGCAUAGGUUUGUGCUUCUUCCUUGGCAAUGCAGUUGCUGGAGCUCUGUAUGUAUUAGGUGCCGUGGAGACUUUUCUAAAAGCAUUCCCUGCUGCUGGGAUUUUUAGAGAAACUAUCACAAAGGUUAAUGGGACAGCAGUUGCCGAAUCAAUACAAAGCCCGAACUCACAUGACUUGCAGAUUUAUGGAAUUGUAGUGACGAUCCUUCUUUGCUUCAUUGUGUUUGGCGGCGUGAAGAUGAUCAAUCGGGUGGCACCUGCUUUCCUCGUUCCCGUUUUGCUCUCUAUCUUCUGCAUAUUCAUUGGGAUAUUUUUGGCAAAGACUGAUGACCCUGACAGUAAUUUUACGGGCUUGCGUUUAAAAAGUUUUAAAGAUAACUGGGGCUCUGCCUAUCAAAUGACAAAUGAUGCGGGAAUUCCUGAUCCAACUGGAGGCACGUACUGGAGCUUCAAUGAGCUGGUGGGUCUAUUUUUCCCUGCUGUAACAGGAAUUAUGGCUGGUUCAAAUCGAUCAGCUUCCCUGAAAGACACACAAAGAUCAAUACCUGUUGGAACGUUGGCUGCCACUCUGACCACAACCUCGCUAUAUUUGAUCUCUGUGUUGUUUUUUGGAGCUGUUGCGACCCGUAAUAAACUUUUGACUGAUAGGCUACUUACUGCUACAAUUGCUUGGCCUUUCCCUGCCAUUGUUCACGUUGGAAUCAUCCUUUCAACCUUAGGGGCUGCUCUCCAGAGUUUGACAGGGGCCCCACGGUUACUUGCAGCUAUAGCAAAUGAUGAUAUUCUCCCCAUCCUCAAUUAUUUUAAAGUUGCAGAUACUAGUGAACCUCACAUAGCGACGCUUUUCACAGCAUUUAUCUGCAUAGGAUGUGUUGUUAUUGGAAAUCUGGAUCUUAUCACACCAACUGUGACUAUGUUUUAUCUUUUAUGCUAUUCGGGAGUAAACCUGUCUUGUUUCCUGCUCGAUCUUCUUGAUGCUCCAAGUUGGCGUCCACGGUGGAAAUACCAUCAUUGGAGCCUUUCCUUUGUUGGAGCCUCACUCUGCAUAGUGAUCAUGUUCUUGAUUUCCUGGUCGUUCACUGUGGUUGCCAUUGCACUUGCAAGUCUUAUAUACAAAUAUGUUGGCCUUAAAGGAAAGGCCGGGGACUGGGGGGAUGGUUUCAAGAGUGCAUAUUUCCAGUUGGCCCUUCGUAGUCUCAGGUCACCCGGAGCAACAUAAAAGUAUUUGCACCAGGAGAUGUGGGCGCUAAUGCAAGGGAUAGGACAAGUCCAGAAGAUGGAGUCCAUCAGAAGG
This is a messenger RNA of Camelina sativa (false flax), 1750 nucleotides long. Lineage: Eukaryota; Viridiplantae; Streptophyta; Magnoliopsida; Brassicales; Brassicaceae. The record is from RefSeq and is a predicted model, not a curated record.